UUCUCUUUGCCUUUGAUUUGACAUUUAGAUAACCAAAAAAUUCAAAAACAUUUAUGCACAAAUUUAACAAUGCCAGGUGCUUUUUCUGAAAUUAUAGACGAUAUUGAGGAUUUAAUAUCUUCACAAGAUAUAACGCCAAAAGAAAGAUAUGCUAGUAGAAAAAAUGUGAGUGUGAGAUCUCGCAAACGGGACACGAAAGACGAUACACAGGUUGCAGAAAAGGUUAUUUUGGAGAGUGUUGUUCCAGGUACUCAAACAAUAUAUGUAAAGACAUGGGGCUGUGCACACAACAACUCCGACUCGGAAUACAUGGCCGGCUUGCUGGCGGCCCAAGGUUAUCGACUCACUGAGGACAAGUUGCAAGCACAGCUUUGGUUGCUCAACUCUUGCACCGUUAAGAGCCCAGCCGAAGACCACUUCAAGAACGAGAUUGAGUUGGGCCACAGUCGGGGCAUCCACGUAGUGGUGGCUGGUUGCGUGCCGCAGGGAGCGCCGCGGUCUGGGUACCUGCGCGGCCUCAGUGUCGUGGGCGUGCACCAGAUCGACAGGAUCGUUGAGGUCGUUGAGGAGACACUUAAAGGUCAUACGGUCCGCUUAUUCGGCCAAAGGAAAACCGAGGAAGGUCGUAAAGCGGGUGGCGCAUCUCUUCAACUGCCUAAAGUCCGCAAGAACCCACUAAUUGAGAUCAUACCCAUCAACACUGGGUGCUUGAACCAGUGCACUUAUUGUAAGACGAAACAUGCGAGAGGAGAAUUAGGCAGCUAUCCGCCUGAAGAAAUCGUGGAGAGAGCCAGACAAUCCUUCAAGGAAGGCGUCGUUGAGAUUUGGCUGACAAGCGAAGACACCGGCACAUAUGGACGCGAUAUAGGCACCUCAUUGCCCGCUCUACUGCGUCAGCUGGUAGAAGUGAUUCCUGAGGGAUGUCGCUUAAGACUGGGCAUGACAAACCCACCAUACAUUUUGGAGCAUUUACCCGACGUGGCCGAGAUUAUGAGGCAUCCUCGAGUAUACAAAUUCCUCCACGUUCCCGUACAAUCUGGCAGCGACCAGGUGUUAGCUGAUAUGAAGAGAGAAUAUUCCAGGAAGGAGUUCGAGCACGUCGUGGACUAUCUCAGGGAAAACGUUCCCGGCAUCACUAUAGCGACGGACAUAAUCUGCGGCUUCCCCACGGAAACGGAACGGGACUUCCAGGAUACCAUGUCGUUGUGCCAUAAGUACCGAUUCCCGUCGUUGUUCAUCAACCAAUUCUUCCCAAGACCGGGAACACCGGCCGCUAAUAUGCAGAGGGUACCCGGGCAAGAGGUGAAGAAACGCACCAAAAUGCUGUCGGAACUGUUCAGAUCCUACGAGCCGUAUGGCCACAAAGUAGGCGAGAUUCAAGAGGUUUUAGUAACUGACAUAUCGCAUGACAAGAACUAUUUCGUCGCCCACAACGAAUAUUACGAACAGGUCCUCGUACCAAAAGAAGAUAAAUACAUGGGAAAAAUGUUCACAGUUAAAAUAACUAGCGCUAGCAAAUUCUCCAUGAUUGGCGAACCCAUAGACAAACCAAAGAUGCCCGGUCUAACUGCACCCUUAAAGAAAGGAGAAGUUUCCGGUGUCUAUGCUCGGGGAAUAGACAAUAAAGUGAAGAUACCGAUCCCUCUUUUGGUAGCUGCGUUCGCGUUGCUAUUAAGGAUAAUUUGGAUGUUUUUAUAGUUGUUUUAUUGUAAUAUAAUUAUUUGUAAGGAUGA
Messenger RNA from Chilo suppressalis (striped riceborer), 1733 nucleotides. NCBI's taxonomy places the organism in Eukaryota, Metazoa, Arthropoda, Insecta, Lepidoptera, Crambidae. The record is from the annotation of a GenBank genome assembly.